Glycine soja is the source of this 780-nucleotide messenger RNA. RefSeq names its product probable serine/threonine-protein kinase PIX7. The transcript has 5 exons. Lineage: Eukaryota; Viridiplantae; Streptophyta; Magnoliopsida; Fabales; Fabaceae. Gene Ontology annotation, molecular function: protein kinase activity; ATP binding. The record is from RefSeq and is a predicted model, not a curated record. The coding region runs from base 1 to 780 and encodes 259 amino acids. Gene Ontology annotation, biological process: protein phosphorylation.
AUGGAGAGCAUGGACAGAUCUAAGGGAGGGAGAAACAUCGAUGUUAUUCAAGGAAGAAAUGUUACAAAUGAUAUGGUUAGACACCAAUCAGAUACUCAAAGAACCUCAUCCACCAAAAGGUCAAAAGGAUCCUUAUCCACCAACUUAAACCAAAAAAUAAUUGAAGCUUCUUCCCUUCGAAGAUUUACCUUUAAUGAUCUGAAGUUGGCAACCAGAAAUUUUGAGUCUAAGAAUGUUCUUGGUGAGGGAGGGUUUGGAACUGUGUUGAAAGGUUGGGUCAAUGAGCAUGGAAACUUUGUAGCACGACCUAGAAUGGGAAUUCCAGUAAUAGUGAAGACUCUUAACCCAAAUGGAUUUCAGGGUCACAAGGAAUGGCUUACUGAAAUAAAUUAUCUUAGUGAGCUCCAUCAUCCAAAUCUGGUUAGAUUGAUUGGCUAUUGCAUCAAGGAUGACAAAAGGUUGCUAGUAUAUGAGUAUAUGUGUCGAGCAAGCUUAGACAAACAUUUGUUCAAGAGAACUAAGCACCUUACAUGGCCUAUCAGAAUUAAGAUUGCAAUUGGUGCUGCUAAUGCCCUUGCAUUUUUGCAUGAGGAAGUUUCAAGGCCGGUAAUAUUUCGAGAUUUCAAGACAUCUAAUGUCCUAUUGGAUAAGGACUACAAUGCAAAACUUUCUGACUUUGGGCUUGCGCAAGAUGCUCCAGUGGGAGAUAAAAGUCACGUUUCCACUGAAGUAAUGGGAACACAAGGUUAUGCAGCCCCUGAGUAUGUGAUGACAGGUUAG